This is a messenger RNA of Aphanomyces invadans, 1730 nucleotides long. RefSeq lists its product as hypothetical. The transcript has 3 exons. The record is from RefSeq and is a predicted model, not a curated record. Lineage: Eukaryota; Oomycota; Saprolegniomycetes; Saprolegniales; Verrucalvaceae. Gene Ontology annotation, cellular component: cytoplasm; U2-type catalytic step 1 spliceosome; Prp19 complex. Gene Ontology annotation, biological process: mRNA splicing, via spliceosome; protein ubiquitination; DNA repair. The coding region runs from base 43 to 1458 and encodes 471 amino acids. Gene Ontology annotation, molecular function: ubiquitin protein ligase activity; protein binding.
GUGAGAUUUGGGUGGUGAAUUUGGCAUCAAGAACGAAGCAUCAUGCUGUGUGGGUUGAGCGGCGCUGUGUGUGAAGUGCCCGUUGUCAACAUCAAGUCGGGCCAUGUGUACGAAAAGCGCUUGAUCGAGGAAUACCUGAAAACACACGGAAACCUGUGCCCACUCUCAGAAUCGCUUGUGGCGCCCGAGGACCUACUUCCCCUCAAACUGUCGACGGUCGCAACGAGCGCAGCCCCGCCGUCCAAGGUCACAGCCUCGAUCCCGUCCUUGCUUUCCGCCCUUCAGACAGAGUAUGAUGCGCAUGCGCUCGAAAUGUUUGAACUCAAGCAGCAUUUACAGACCACUCGACGAGAGCUAUCCCACGCGUUGUAUCAAUACGAUGCCGCGUGCCGCGUGAUUGCUCGUUUGAACCGCGACAUCGAGACACUCAAGCAAACCGCAUCGUCGUCGUCGAACGGUGAAUCCUCGGAUGACCCUUGGGUGCAUGUCACUGCUGCAGUCGCUGCGCGUGCGAAGGAAUUGGCUCAUUACCGCAAGAAGGAGCGCCACGUGGAAGAGCUUGCGAAGACUCCUGCGUCGUUGCAUGCCAAGACGAGCCAAACACUGCACCAAACCGACAAACCUGGCGUUUUGACUGUGGACAUCAAGGGAGAACGUGUCCUCACGGGGGGGAACGACCGACACGCCAAGAUCUUCAACACAUCGACCGGUAAAGUCGAGCACACGCUCUCUGGCCACGCAAAGAAGGUGCAAAAGGUGCUCUUCCACCCGACCGCAGACAUUAUAUUUACAGGGUCGGCAGACAAGUCGAUUAAGCUCUGGACAGCACCAACCUACCAGGCAGCACACACCCUCGAUGGCUACAAUGGCGCGGUCACUGGAAUGGCCGUGCAUCCCACGGGUUCGUACCUCGGCUCUUCAUCGGACGAUUCGACGUGGGUUUUUCACGACAUUGGAACGGGUUCCUUGCUCAAGUCAGUGAGCUCGGAAGCCAAGGCCGUGCACGACGUCCAGUUCCACCCCGAUGGCGCGAUCUUUGCCACGGCGCAGGCCGAUUCGACCAUUCGUAUUUGGGACGUGGCGUCGACCAAGAAUGUUGCGACGUUUGAAGGGCACACUGGCGCGGUCAACUCGGUCUGGUUUUCCGAAAACGGAUACCAUCUCGUGUCGGGGGGCACCGACGGCAUCGUCAAGUUUUGGGACUUGCGCAAGCUCAAGAGUGUGCUUGAGUUGAAUGCCCACUCGGCGGUACAUGCCGUCCACUUGGAAGUCGGCGGGUCCGUCUUGGGCGUUGCCACCGACAAGGUCAUGUUGUACCAAGAGACCGGCAAGAAGAACUGGGACGUUGUCAAAACGUUUGAAGAACACAAGGGCCAAGUUACGGACGUAAAGCUUGCCAACCAGUUGGAGUUUGUCGUCUCCACUUCGCUCGACCGGUCGCUCAAGGUGUACGCGUAAGAGUGACGUGGUUGCUGGAACCAGCAGCCGAGCGGCAAAUCAAGUGCUCGCUCGGUCAUGACGACGACAUAUAUAAUUGAUUUCACCAUCCCUUGCAUGUGGCUGGAAGGCGUCAUGGUUACAGGAGCGUACUACCUUUUCUGGACGUCCUCUUCGCUGACAUGCUUUCGAGGACUUGUGUAUGUGAAUCGAUCAAAGCGUGAUUCGAGAUAGGCCCACGAACGAACCAUCCUUACCAAUGCAAAGACGUGGCAUAUAUCGAUACAUGUUUC